This is a messenger RNA of Lodderomyces orthopsilosis Co 90-125, 681 nucleotides long. RefSeq names its product Hap5p (gene HAP5). Gene Ontology annotation, cellular component: nucleus; CCAAT-binding factor complex. Gene Ontology annotation, biological process: regulation of DNA-templated transcription. NCBI's taxonomy places the organism in Eukaryota, Fungi, Ascomycota, Pichiomycetes, Serinales, Debaryomycetaceae. The transcript has a single exon. Bases 1 to 681 code for a protein of 226 amino acids. Gene Ontology annotation, molecular function: DNA-binding transcription activator activity, RNA polymerase II-specific; DNA binding; protein heterodimerization activity. The record is from RefSeq and is a predicted model, not a curated record.
AUGGACACAUACGACGAGACAAACUACAUAGAUGGUGGUCAAGUACCCAGAUAUGACGAAGAUCAACCUAGUCUCGAAGACUCAACACAUAUACCACCACAUAUAAGUAACCAUGAUGGUAUCGAAGAAUCGCUACAUCACCAUAACCAACAAUUUGAAGUCGAAGGUCAAGUGGAUCCAGAAGAAGAAUACGACGAGGAAGAAAUCAUACCCUCGCAUCAAACUAUAGUUGAUGAAUCGGAAUUACUAGCUGCUCAAGCCGCAGCUGAAGCUGCCGCAGCCGCCCAACAACAAGAACCAGGUGAUGUAUUCAACAAUGUAGCUCAAGGUUUAGAAGGUCCACAUCGUGAUAUGAUGAUGCAAUACUGGCAAGAGACUAUCAACUCUAUUGAACAUGAUGAACAUGAUUUCAAGAAUCAUCAAUUACCUUUAGCAAGAAUUAAAAAAGUGAUGAAAACUGAUGAAGAUGUACGCAUGAUUAGCGCUGAAGCCCCCAUUUUGUUUGCUAAAGGAUGUGAUAUUUUUAUUACUGAGUUGACUAUGAGGGCAUGGAUCCAUGCCGAAGAAAACAAGAGGAGGACGUUGCAGAAAUCGGAUAUUGCUGCUGCUUUGACCAAGAGUGAUAUGUUUGAUUUUUUGAUUGAUGUUGUGCCUAGGGAAGAGGAGAAAGCAUCAAAGUAA